Rosa chinensis is the source of this 891-nucleotide messenger RNA. Its product is annotated as translation initiation factor IF-2-like. The transcript has 4 exons. Lineage: Eukaryota; Viridiplantae; Streptophyta; Magnoliopsida; Rosales; Rosaceae. The record is from RefSeq and is a predicted model, not a curated record. The coding region runs from base 1 to 891 and encodes 296 amino acids.
AUGACAGCAGUUGCCGUCAACCGUCUGAAGCGGGUGUUCCGGUUGCCCGGGGCAGUGAAGCUACGUCCACCAUCGGUAGAGGAGAAAGCUUCGAUUUUGCCGCUAAAACGCCUCCAGCCGGACUCUGGCGAUGAGGAGGAAGUGGAAGUAACGGGGGCCCGAGAGCAACCCAAGAAGUCGAGGCAGGCUCCGCCCGGGGCUGUUGCGGAUGUGGCAGAAGAGAGGGACUUGGGGAAGACACAGGAGAAGUUGGCUGAUGUCGAGCAACGUCUGGCAAAGGCCGACUGCGAUGCGGCGGAUGCCAGGGGCAAGCCGAACUUUGCCAUUGAGCGGCACCUGGACCAGAAUGAGCGGUACGCCAAGCUGGAGCAGGAUAUGUCUCUGGUACAGGACCGGGUGACCGCGAAGGAGAAGAAAAUUGAGAUCCUUCAGCGGGAGUCCGCCGCUAAACAAGCUGAGAUCAAGCGGCUGGAAGGUGAGGUCGCUCGCCUGGAGGCUGAGGGAAGCCGUGCUGCGGCUGCCGCUAAGGGCGCCAUUGACUCGGCGAAAGCGGCAAUGCCAGUCGUGCAGCCAAGGAAAGAAGCGCCGCCGACAACAAGUACCGCUCCCCCUGCCGCAUCUGGUCCCGGAGUCCUUUCGGGUAGCGGGGAGAGUGGCGAGCCUCCAGAAGGUGACUCCCAGCGGAUGCCUACGCAAUCCGAGGAGUCCCGCGCCGGGUUCUUGGCGGCCCACACCCGGGCGGAUGGCACGAUAGAGACUCCCAGCCCCACGGCCCGAGGGUCCGAUCAGACGAGCCGCUCCCAUCCUCCGCAGGCCACCGGUGGAACUGUUGAAGGUAGCGGGGUCGACCCAACCAACCCUGCUGAUCCCGCCAAUCCCGUCAACCCCUAA